Messenger RNA from Australozyma saopauloensis, 1122 nucleotides. RefSeq lists its product as uncharacterized. The coding region runs from base 1 to 1122 and encodes 373 amino acids. Gene Ontology annotation, biological process: snoRNA localization; box C/D snoRNP assembly; maturation of LSU-rRNA from tricistronic rRNA transcript (SSU-rRNA, 5.8S rRNA, LSU-rRNA). Lineage: Eukaryota; Fungi; Ascomycota; Pichiomycetes; Serinales; Metschnikowiaceae. The transcript has a single exon. Gene Ontology annotation, cellular component: nucleus; pre-snoRNP complex. The record is from RefSeq and is a predicted model, not a curated record.
AUGUCCCAGGAUUUAUGCUCCAUCUGUCUUGAGAAUCCUGUGAAAUACACCUGCCCUGCUUGUAAAGCACAGACCUGCUCGGCGACUUGCGUUAAGCGUCACAAACUACGUUCUGAGUGUAGUGGCUUACCUGAUCCAACCAAGUUCGUUCCCAACAAAGACUUGGAGGCCAACAGUGCCUUGGUGAAUAGAGAUUACAACUAUUUAUUGACGCUAGAGCGGAAAAUUUCAUUGGCGAAGCAGGAUGUUAAGGAUGGCGCUAAAAAUGUCUUCAAGCGUAAUGUGAAUACCAACAAGAACAAACGCCCGCGUCUAAAUACUCAAGAAGAGGAAGUCAAAGAUAAACGUCUUGAACUAGUCCACAAAGUGUUUCCUCAUGAACCGGCACAUUCUAUACGUCGUCAAAACACAUUAAUUAUUCAUCUCCCUGCUGGCAUGUCCAGAGCCACCCAGAACAAAUCCGGUUACGACAAGAAGUCUGGCACCUAUACAUGGACAGUAGACUGGAUUCCUGUUGAUCUGAAUGGAAACGUCAUGAGUGAGUUCACUAGUUUUAGACUCAAAGAGAAUCAACUGUUGAAAGAACUUGUGCCAAUGACAGUGUUGACAAAAUUAUUUGCGCCCGCAGAAAUAGAAUUGCUGGAAUUUUCGUUUUACCUUGAAAACUGCCUCAAACCACAUGACCUUAAGAGGUCUCUCAUUGCAUUAGAUAUCGAGAAAACGCUAGCGGAUAAUUUGGCUGACAAAGUUGUCUUGGAGUACGCAAGAAUAUGCGUUGUGCAUAGUCCCUCUAUUUGGGCCGAAUUUGUACAAACAGAGAAAGAAAUAUUUGGUCACAAUGAGGAUUCAGAAACCAAUGAUUCUUCGUCCGAUAGCGAAAGUGAUCUGUCCUCCGAUGAUUCUGACGAUUCAACAUCCCUGGAACUGGACUCUGACGACGAGCCAGAAGAGGCUUCAUCAAAAUUAGUCGAAGAAGGGGAAACAGUGACCACGAAUACUGUAGCAUCUGUGACUGACACUCCAACUGAAAAGAACACACAAGACAAAAUGACUGACCAACAACCGAAAAAUUCAGAAGAAAAUGGAUUGGCUACGACUCUACAAGGGUACGUCUCUGCUUGA